AUGGCUGAGCAACAGGGCGGGCUGUCCGAUCUUGGAAGCAGGGUCAGUGGACGAAGCACACGGAGGAGGGAGGAGAGUCCACAUGACGCUUAGGAGUCCAUCAACUUCCACGGAGGAUCCCAUUCGUACAAGAGCCAAGGUCUGAAAACAACACAUGACUCCCGUCCUGAGGCCGUCCUGAGGCUCAGGCUGACGGAGUGGCAGAUGGAGCUGCCGAAUAUCGUCCUCAGCGUUCACGGGGGCAAUCAGAACUUCGACCUGCAUCCUCGGAUCAAAACAGGUGGUGGGGGAAAGGCCUGGAUCAAAGCUGGCUGUCACCACGGGGCCUGGAUCCUGACCGGGGGGGUCCACACAGGUGUUGCCAAACAUGUGGGUGACGCUCUUACGUAACUAUUUGUCCGAUCGCUCGGAAAUCUGUAACGGUGGGAAUCCGCACCCUGGGGGGUGAUCGAAAACAGGAACGACCUCAAUCGGAAGAUCGUUGUAGCGCCGUACCAAACCCUGCUGAAUCCUCUCAGUAAACUCAACGUGCUGAACACUGCCACUCUCAUUUCAUUCCUGGUGGAUGAUGCAUUCGGAAAUAUGUAGAUGAGCUGAGUCAAACUCAGGAGAGAGCUGGAGAAACACUUGAACCUGCAGAGAAAUCCACGCCUUGGUCAGGGGGCGUCCGGUGUGGCGCUGAUCUUCGAAGGCGGUUCCAACGUGAUCCUGACGUGCUGGUAAUCUUCGGAGAAUUCCGCCGUGCCGGUGGUGGUGUGUGAGGGAACCGGACGCGCCGCUGAUAUACUGGCAUACGUACACAAGCAGACGGAGCAGGACGGGUAUCUCACACACACACACACACGCGACAUCAUUGCGACAAUCAAGAAAACGGUUAACUUCAGCCAGAGUGACGCGCUGCACCUCUUCCAGAUGAUGGAGUGCAUGCAGAACAACGAGCGGUCGUUCAGGACGACACCGGCAGCAGCGUUCACCCGAUCCUUCAGCAUUCCAGCAGAUAAAAAGAGAAAGACGCGACACAAUCACUUCAUCAACACGGCGCAGGAAACCCCUACCAACCAUGCUGAAUCUGUCUCAGCGCACAAGAAGAGAAGAGUAAGGAGAGUUGGGGACCAUCGACGAUCCGGAGACACACGCAGGUUCCCCGACCCCUUCAACAGCUGCUGGUGUGGGCCGUGCUGUAUGACGCGGCAAGAAAUGUCUCUUUCUUCCUGGCAGCACUUCGAGGAGUCCUGGCCAAGCUUGGUGGCCUGCAAACUGCUGCGCUCCAUUGGUACUAGGCCAAGAAGUGACGACGUGGUGGACGACACUUCCAGGAGCUAAGAGUACUCCAGUGAAUUUUGGCACGCUGGCGUGGAUCUGCUGGAGCAGUCGUUCAGGCAGGACGAGACCAUGGCCAUGAAGCUGCUGACCUACCAGCUGAAGAACUGGAGCAACUCCACCUGUCUGAAGCUGGCCGUGUGUCAGCCCGCCGUUCGUGGCUCACACCUGCACAGAUGCUGCCUCGGACAUGGAUGGGCCCUGAACAUGCGCAAGAACUCCUGGUACAAGGUGAUCCUGAGCAUCCUGGUUCCUCCUGCCAUCCUCCUGCUGGAGUACAAGACCAAAGCGGAGAUGUCCCACAUUCCCCAGUCGCAGGACGCUCAUCAGAGCAUGGAGGACAGCGAGCACAGCCUGCAGAAGCCUGACGACAUCCCCAUGCGUGUGUUUUUGAAAGUCCGUCCCAAUGAGAACGCAGAGGUGAAGAGUGAGACGGAGGUGCACGUGCGUUCCCGCCGGUUACCCAUCACAUCGCAAGUUCUCGCCUUCUACCAGCCUCAUCGCAAGUUCUGGUUCAACACGCUCUUUUAUAUCGGUUUCCUGUGCUGUUAUUCAUACGUGGUGCUGGUGAAAAUGGAAUCGUUUCCGUCUCCUCAGGAGUGGGUCGUCAUUGUUUGCAUCUUCACGCUGGCGGUGGAGAAGAUUCGAGAGAUGUUCAUGUCUGAAGGAGGCAAAAUCAGUCAGAAGAUUAAAGUCUGGUUCAGCGACUACUUUCAACGUUUUGAUGUCCUGGCCAUCAUGAUGUUCUUCGUGGGCUUCGGCCCUGCGCUUCGCAGUAAAGUAUACAUGCAGGUGAAAGUCAUAUCCAACCUGGUGUGGAAACUACCAGCUCUAAGAAAAAACUAUCACUUCAUACAAAAUGCGUACCACGACAAGCCAGUCCUGCCGCCAGCCACGAUAGAUUAUGCUCAGGCCACGCCGCGUCUCCUGCUGUCCUCCGUAUGCAGUAAGAAUAAGAAGGACAGCAGCACCUACGGACCAACCUCUUCCUUACCGAGGAGGAACCAGAAGAAGCUGCACGACUUCGAGGAGCAGUGCGUUGAGACGUACUUCCACGAGAAAGACAAUCAGUUUCACUCCGGGAGUGAAGAGAGAAUCAGACUCACGUCCGACAGGGUGGAAACGAUGUGUGUGCAGCUGAAGGAGGUUGGAAACAAGGUGAACUUCAUCAAGCGCUCUCAUUUGCACACGCUGGAUUCUCAAAUCGCACACCUGCAGGACCUGUCGGCGCUGACGGGGGAGCACACUAGGGCGCUGACCGCGCAGCGAAGCGUCACAAGGAUGACCCCGAGGGGUUCAGAAGAAGAUGAUUCUCUGGUUUUGGCUCAAUCCGGUGUGGUUUCUGCAGGCGGCCGGCGCAGGGGUCACAUGCGGCCGACGGUGAGCUCAUUACGCCGAGACUUCACCGAGUUCGACAGAAACCCUUCGUUCCUGCAUCCAGAGUCCAGAGAGCUCUCCCAACAGCAUCACAACAGCAAUGUCAUCGUGGGCGCAGCGAGAGGGCUCUGUGCUAAGAUAUCGAGUUCCUCAGUAAGGAGGCGAUGGGAGAGGUCUGCGGCGGGCGCAGGUGAAGGUGCUCCUGCACCUGGUCCGAGUACGACAUCCUCAAGCCUGGACACAUGUACAUCGUCAAGUCCUUCAUGCCCGAUGGUGGUCAACACCUGGCAGAGCAUUUACAGAGAGGACACAGUCUGCACCUCUGUCUCGGUCCGAAUGGCUCGCUGGGUUUCUGCUGCUUACAGCAGUGAAGGUGCGCUUUAUGGGUCCUUCCCCCAUCACAGGGGUGAGCAGUGUGGGGCUGCUCAGUCGCCAGUGGAAGCUGCCGAAAAAGACUCGCUGCCUACAUCCCGCAGUCCUAGCGACCACAUCACCUCCAUUGCCGCCUGUGUGCAUAGUUUGGGCAAAAUUUUAAAUGGCACGUCAUGCCGAAAAGGUUGCCGACCCCUGGGGGGGUUUGCCCUUCUUCAUCCGCCUUCCCAGCCGUUGUGGUGGUUCUCACACCACCAUCUUCCGUCUGCGCCGCCGUUGGGGUCUUUGCUAUUUGCCCAUAGUUGGGACUAUUUACCCAUAGCUGGGAGACACACACACACACACACACACACACACACACACACACACACACACACAGUGGAGGGUGUUUCUGAGAGGGGAGUGUGUCUCUGCAGGUUUCUGGAGGUCUUCCUGCUCUACUGUCACUCUGCCGGUCAGUGGUUUGCCAUCGAGGAGUGCAUCACUGGAGACUUCCGCAAGUUUAACAACAACAACGGGGAUGAAAUCGUCCCGACCAACCUUCUGGAGGAAACCAUGCUGGCCUUCAGCCACUGGACGUACGAAUACACACGAGGAGAGCUGCUGGUGCUGGACCUGCAGGGGGUCGGUGAGAUACUGACAGAUCCGUCAGUCAUUAAGAGCGGAGAGAAAGGGUCUUAUGAUAUGAUAUUCGGCCCUGCGAAUCUUGGAGAUGAUGCCAUUCGAAACUUCCGCGCCAAGCAUCACUGCAACUCGUGCUGCAGGAAACUCAAGCUUCCCGGUGAGUUCACUCCUGAUAAACUGACGCUGCAGCACGACUCCUCCGAGGGCCCGUCCCACUCGCCGCCUGCAGGGGGCGCCACUAAAGAACCGCGUCCCUCGAUGCGCUUAAUGCUGUGAGCCGCGCACACACUCGCAUCACUGAAAACACUUCAAGACAGAAACUACGUCACUGUGUGUGUGUGGAGGAGACGUUCAUACGAACGCGUCGCCUCUGAACAGAUGCAAUCUAGAGAUGUUUUAAUAAGUCACAUUUUAUCCUGUACAAUCAUAACAGGGAGUAUGAGCUUUUAAAAGUAUUUUUUUAACAUUUUUAUGUCUGUAUGAAUCUAUAAAGUGGUUAAUAACUGGUACAAUAUCACUGUAUAGAGUUAAAUAUUUAUUCUAAACUACAACAAGUUGCCUUGUAUAAAAUAAAAGCAAUUUUACAUGUGAUGUCUGUCAGUUUUUGGAAAGAACUCUUGCUCAUUAUACUGUUAUCAGAUUUUGUACAGAGCUGUAUGCCAAGAGAAUGUUUCUAUGUACAGAGCUGUAUGAAUGCAGUUAUGGUUCAGACUCGCUGUGUUUGAAUCUGGACGACAGCGCAGUGUGUGUGAUUUCACUGAAACCAGUCCUUCAUAAUGUUACAGCGGUACUGCCGUCAGAGUAUCGUGUGUAGUGUUUAAUG
Molecule: messenger RNA, 4516 nt
Organism: Cyprinus carpio (common carp)
Lineage: Eukaryota; Metazoa; Chordata; Actinopteri; Cypriniformes; Cyprinidae
Product: transient receptor potential cation channel, subfamily M, member 7
Biological process (GO): monoatomic cation transmembrane transport; protein tetramerization; monoatomic cation homeostasis
Molecular function (GO): ATP binding; calcium channel activity; protein serine/threonine kinase activity
Source: RefSeq, a predicted model, not a curated record